This is a messenger RNA of Caenorhabditis sp. 36 PRJEB53466, 1217 nucleotides long. The record is from the annotation of a GenBank genome assembly. NCBI's taxonomy places the organism in Eukaryota, Metazoa, Nematoda, Chromadorea, Rhabditida, Rhabditidae.
AUGUACGUCGACCAUCGUCGAGGCGGCUCAUUUUCCUGGAACACUAUUAUUUGGCUCGGAUUCCCGCUCCUGACGGCCAUUGUCGUGUUGGGUGCUUUGGUAAGUGUGGAGAAGAUUUUGCGAGUUGAAUAGAAUCAUUUUAGCACGAUUUCUAGAAAUACUAUAUAACAAAAGGUCACCCUUUAUUCAUGACAAUAUAUCUCGGCUGUGGGUGGAGACGGCAAAAAGUGGUCAACUAAUAAAAUGCUCAAAAAGACAUUCUGUACAUUUCGUCAGUUGAUCGCAUUUUGAUAUCUCCACCAACAACUGAGAUACAUCGUCUUGAAAAUAAUACAUUAAAUAGUUUACGUGGAGGAUGUUUUGACAACGUUUAGCUAGAAUCUUUUCAAGUUCUAUGAGCCAGGAAACGAUUUCCAAUUUUCCAGAUCUGCAGCUGUACCGCCUACCUGACCGCCUACUUCAACUCGAAGAAAGUGGGCCCGAUCGGCCGCAAUCCGAUAGUUCCGGAAUGGAUGCGUAUCCAGUACCCGACGCGCAUCGACUCGAGCUACCUGAUCCCCCACGUGCGGGUCCAGUGCCGUCCCUACUCGGUGCUCUACCGAAAACACGGUUACGAGGAGCCGAAACACUGCAUCUAUCGGAUGCGCAACGUGAUGAGACGCAUGUUCGGCGCGGCACGAAACGGCCGUCCGACGGUUGCGAUUCCGGACGACGCGUGCUUGAUUUCGGUCAAAAUGGACAAUUUCAAGUACGGCGAGCAGUGCACCGACUUUGAGCCGAUCGACGGAGCCGCCGCGGGCAGUUACUACGUGUAUCAGAUGUUCGGCGACGAUCGAAUCCAAGUGACGUACUAUGUGGAGGCGGGCGUCGCCUACGUCGCCGGCUUCUGCGUCUACAUCUCGAGUCCGUACCUCUGGAGUGCUCGGUACAAAGAGCAAGUGAUGUGGAAGUGUUGGAGUGCUCCCAAACUGCCGCGCAAACCUCAACGCUCAUCGCAACAUCUUCUGACAGACAUUUCGAACGUCUCCGAGUCGUUGCGAGUGAAUCAGUGCAAAAAGUUGAAGCGAGCCGUGAUGAUCGGACCGGGACCGCCCGGAAAAGUGAUGCACUACGAGUGGAACGAGGCCCUAAACACGUACAAAGUCACGGAUUGUGCCAGCUGCAGCAGCGCCGAGCAGCCCGACGCACCGCCCAGAUAUUCGUCGCUUUUGCUUUAA